CUGUGUGGAAAGUUGUACCUGGAGUGAGAAGACUGCGGAAUUCGUCUGAACUCAGCGGAAGUGUUUAUUUUUUAUUAAAUACUAACCAAACAUUUUUAUAAACACUUUUUUAUAAACAGUCUGUAAAUACGGAGAUUUAUUUCACCUGAACUUCAUCAGUCCUGCUGCGGCUUCAUCUCCUCCUCCGUACAGAAUGGUCGUUAAAACGGAAAAGAAGGACAGAUGUGGGACGGUGUGUCUGAAGUACCUCCUGUUCAUGUUCAACUUCCUGUUUUGGCUGGCAGGGGGCGCUGUGAUGGCUGUAGGAUUGUGGACUCUGGUGAAGAAGAGCGACUACAUCAGCCUGCUGUCCUCCAGGAUCUACGCCGCCUCGGCCUACAUCCUGUGUUUGGCUGGGGCCAUCGUCAUGGUAACGGGGGUUCUGGGCUGCUGCGCCACCUUCAAAGAGAAAAGGCAACUGCUGAGAGUGUAUUUUGUUCUGCUGCUGUGCAUCUUUCUCCUGGAGAUCCUGGCUGGGGUUUUGGCGUACAUCUACUACCAACAGCUGAGUGACGAGCUGAAGAAUAACCUGAAGAACACGAUGGUGAAUAAAUACCAGCAGCCGGAACAGAACCACAUCACGGAGGCGGUGGAUAAAUUACAGCAAGAGUUUAAGUGCUGCGGCAGUAAUUACUCGUCUGAUUGGAACGAGAGCAUCUGGGUCCUUACGGGUCAGUCCGAUCGCCGCUUCGUACCCGACAGCUGCUGUAAGACACCCAUGGACCACUGUGGAGAACGAGAUCAUCCUUCUAACAUUUACAAAGUGGAGGGCGGCUGCAUCGCCAAGCUGGAGAACUUCAUAAUGGACCACUUAAAGCUGAUUGGUGCAGUAGGAGUGGGCGUGGCCGGUGUACAGAUCGUGGGGAUGAUUUUUACCUGCAGCCUCUACAGGAGUCUGAAAUCAGAGCCGUACUGAACCCCUGGUCUUAAAAUCAUGGUCUCGCACACUGCUACCACACGUCCUCUGGGAUUUUCUCUUUAUGAAGAGCAUCAGCAUGUGAAAAUGCUGAAAUAGUUCGACUCUAUUUGAAGACCGUGGACCGUGUUGUUCCUGAGAAACUCGCUGUGUGCCUUUUAAUAAAACCAGGAACUGAUCUUCUACUGACUGAUGUUUUGUACACUAUAAUCACACACACUGGAGAUUUCUUACUCUCAGCUUCUAAUUUAUAGCUGCUUCGUCUUUUUCUCCCUGAUUGUUUUGGACUGAGUAUUAGGGUAGUAUUAUGUUAGUCAUGUUAGUAUACUGUACUGCUGUAAUCAUGAGUGUAAUCACUGGAAAAUGUACCGUUCUGAUCAACAGGAAGUUUCAUUUUGUAUUAAAUCCUGAUCUGAGACCUGA
Messenger RNA from Silurus meridionalis, 1378 nucleotides. RefSeq names its product CD151 antigen, like (gene cd151l). The record is from RefSeq and is a predicted model, not a curated record. Gene Ontology annotation, cellular component: membrane. NCBI's taxonomy places the organism in Eukaryota, Metazoa, Chordata, Actinopteri, Siluriformes, Siluridae. Bases 194 to 955 code for a protein of 253 amino acids. The transcript has 8 exons.